GGACCUUUCUCGUUCGCACGCGAAAUCUUCGAAGCUCUGCUGAGAUUCUUCGUACCCUGAUUCAUUUUUUUUCCCGAUUCCGUGUUUUUCUCUUGAUCCGUGGUCAGUGGACGAUGUCGGUAUUGUGAUCCAUCGUCUUUGAUAAGGCUAAUUAAACUCAAGAGAGCAUCAAAUGGUUUGAGACUUGAUAUUAUGAAAGUCUAUAUAUGAUCCAGUGUUAGACUUCUUAUCUUCAGCUGGUGGUGCAUCUGACAUUGGAGGGUUUUCUUUCUUUGGAUUCAAGAGACAUACAAUAAUUAUGUCUGGAUCAAGUGAUAAAUUUCAGACUCAGAGCAUGGCUCCAAACAAAAGCAUGCCUACAAAAGGAAUCACUGCAUCUAGCAGGGGAACCAUUUUGCCCAAGGCCUUUAAUCACAUUGCACCUUUGAAAUCAUUAAGAUUAGGGCAAGGGCCCAGUAGUGAGGUUGUCUGGUUUUUAAUAAAAGUUGCAGCUCUGGAAGGCAUUCGAAGGCUCUCUACACCAAGGUUUCCAUUUGUAUGGAGAGCAGUUCAGGCAGUACAAUUUCUUUGCUAUCCACCACUCAAGUGGAUACAGAGAUGGGCACCUUUUAAGAUAUUGGUACAUGGUGCACAGAAACUUUGCCGGCCAUUAUUGUUUCUUUCUGUUACAUCGGCCUUGUCAGAGCUUUCUGAGAGUGAUUAUAGAACAAACAAUGCAGUGGAUGACUCGCCAACAGAAUCUGAAUCUACUGAGGAACCAUCAACUAUUGAUAUUGGGAACUCUGAUGAACCCCUUGAGGACAUGACUUCUGAAAAUUGGUCAAUUCAACUUCGAGUAGAGUUGGCAAAGGAUGGAAUCACUUUGCCUGAAAGGAUUAAUCAGGAUGAGCUUCAAAGGUUCUAUACUGCAGCAAAUGGGUAUUUUCCAUGUUUACUUGCAUCAAUCAAGAAGACCAUUAGGUGGAGGGAAACAUACAGUUUGCUUUCAACGAAAGAAUUGGAACCAUGGUCACAUUUGGUCUUUUGGCAUGGUUUUGAUAUGAUGCAUCGACCAUGCCUUGUCAUUCGCCUUGGACUUGCAUGCUCUAGUUUAUUGCCUCAGGAUAGACCACGGUUUGCUCAAGCUGUUGUGUCUCAACUUGACCAUGGGAUUCUUGAUCUGGUCAAUAUAGAAGAUCCACGAAUCACUGUCUUGAUGGAUUGCGAAGGACUAUCACCGCUUAGAUUUCCUAUGAAUAUGAUGAGAUCCUGUUCAACUCUAGUACAAGAUCAUUUUCCAAAUCGCCUCGCGACUUUAUUUCUUCUACGACUUCCUCCUGUUGUCCGAGUUGUAGCACAAACUUUUAUUCAAGUUUUAAAACCACCAACUCGACAGAAACUACGCAUCGAGGGAGAAGGCUACCUGAAAGCUCUUUCCGAGUACCUUCAACAAGCAGUUCCGGCAUUUCUUGGUGGAAGCUGCAUGUGUCCACAUUGCCGAAUCCUUCUUGGUGAAAUUAAACAGGAAAGAAGAGAAAGCAGAAGAGCUGAUCUCCUCCGGGACACCCCUGACGGUGAAGUAGGGCUUCUUUCGCAUCCCAUUCCAGAGCUUCGAUCGAACGGCAACUUCGAGCAUAUCCUCCGGGUGGGAAUAGUCGCAUUCCUUAUAGUUUGGAUCUUCAUAGCUUUUCUUGCAGGGAUGAAUGAUCCUGACUCCCUCUCAUAUCUUCCUUAAUGAACCAACAACAGCCUUGAAAUGUCGAAAAAUUCUUCUACUGAUGCUUCUGGCAUUUUCAUGGCUUUUGCAAUGUUGUGAUGAAUGCAAAUCUGUAUACUAGUAUUAAUUCUUAGUCAUCAGAAUAAGUAUUGCUUGCAAUAUUUGCUUUCUUGUUAA
Molecule: messenger RNA, 1873 nt
Organism: Dioscorea cayenensis subsp. rotundata (Guinea yam)
Lineage: Eukaryota; Viridiplantae; Streptophyta; Magnoliopsida; Dioscoreales; Dioscoreaceae
Exons: 7
Coding region: 299-1714 (471 amino acids)
Source: RefSeq, a predicted model, not a curated record